This is a messenger RNA of Patiria miniata (bat star), 7470 nucleotides long. RefSeq lists its product as uncharacterized. Gene Ontology annotation, molecular function: protein tyrosine phosphatase activity; protein binding. The record is from RefSeq and is a predicted model, not a curated record. NCBI's taxonomy places the organism in Eukaryota, Metazoa, Echinodermata, Asteroidea, Valvatida, Asterinidae. The transcript has 40 exons. Bases 1 to 7110 code for a protein of 2369 amino acids. Gene Ontology annotation, biological process: protein dephosphorylation.
AUGGAGGACCGUCUCCAUUUCAUCUUUUUAUUUCUUCUGCUGGGCCCGUUUACAGGUGUUUCAGCCGUCGUUGAUUUCACCUGUAUCACCAAGCCCCGUAUUGAUAUCGACAGUGAAGACACCUACAUCGCCGCCUAUCUGAAUGGCAGUGAUGCUGAGCUGUCCUUCGCUCGAACGAUUGACACGUUUACAAGCGCCAAGAAGAACAACCAGUUAGUGUUACCUACACACAGCAUUGACACAACUCAGUCUGGUGAUGCGGCCAUCUCUAUUCUUAGGUUGCCAUCUGCGGGAGGAAAGUCAAGGGUUGGAAUCUUUGCAUGUAAAAACGGUGAUCACAAAAUAGGUACCGUCAUCAUGAGCAGAAAUGCUGACUUUUCUCCAACGCGGAUCAGUCUCACGGUCAACCGAGGUGAACCUGCGCGUCUGGCGGUUACUGCAGUUAAUCCAACCAGUACUUCUACCCGCUGGAGAAAAGAUGGAGCUACACCUGAUGAAAAGUUUUUUGAAAGCCUCCACUACAAUAUUGCGAGAACCUUAAGCUCAGACAGCGGCGUCUAUGAAGUCCAUUUACAAGGGGUACGUGCAAAGGGAAAGCAGGCACUUAUGCGGUUGGUUGUUAGAGGAUGCGAAAGAAACAGAUGGAGUCUGCCCUCUUGUGACAGGGAUUGUCCAGUCUGUUUCAACGGUGGUGUAUGCGACGACCGGAGUGGAGAAUGCAUUUGCCCGCCUGGAUUUAGCGGGGAUGUCUGCGAACAAUUGUUAGGCCCCAACCGUUUUGGACAAUCGGGAAGUUUUCGCUGCGACUCACCUGCGUUAGGAGGCGGUCCUACGUGUGCAGGGAUGCUGUUCUGUUUACCAGAUCCUUAUGGCUGCUCGUGUGCUUCAGGGUACCAAGGAAUCGACUGUGAUGACUCAUGUGAUGAUGGUUUCUACGGAGCAGACUGUGCACAGACCUGUCACUGCAUGGACGGGGCCGCGUGCAAUAUAACUACGGGCGAGUGUCCCGGGGACUGUGCGCCAGGAUUCGCGGGUAUCAACUGUCAGGUCAAGUUAACCGUGGAUGAUUUCACCUGUAUCACCAAGCCCCGUAUUGCUAUCGGCAGUGAAUACACCUACAUCGCAGCCUAUCUACAUGGCGGUAAUGCCAACCUGUCCUUCGCUCGAACGAUGUUCACAUAUACAGGAAGUGAAAGUCCCAAUCCCCCAGUACCCCCAGCGACGUUACAGUUACCUACCAACUCUAUGGAAACAAACUCGUCAUCUGCGGAAAAUAAGAUCUCUGUUCUCCGAUUGCCAGCGGCAGGGGGGAAGACGAGGAUUGGGGCUUUCGCUUGCAGAGCAACGACAGCGGGAACUGAUCCAUACAACAUUGGUACCGUCAUCAUGAGCAGUAAGGCUGACUUCCUUCCCACUCAAGUGAGUCAAACGGUAAACCAGGGCGAUGCAGUCAAUCUGACCGUCACUGCAACAGACCCAGCCCGUAACUACACUCGAUGGAGAAAGAAUGGCAGUGGAGUAUAUACGAACAGAAACGACGAUCUAUACUUUGAUUUCAUCAGUCCUAGUCUCUCAGACACUGGGAUCUAUGAGGCUCAUUUUAAGGGGGAACGUAACCAUGGAAACCAGGCACUUAUGCGGUUGAUUGUCAGAGGUUGCGGAAAAAAUAUUUGGAAUGCUCCCUCUUGUGACAGUGAUUGUCCAGUCUGUUUGAAUGGCGGUAUAUGUGACGACCGGAGCGGCGUCUGCAUCUGCCCGCCCGGUUUUGGUGGAACUCUCUGCGUAAUACGUGAGUUUGAAAAUUCACCAAACCGUUUUGGUCAAUCGGGAAGUGUUGGCUGCGACUCACCUGAGUUAGGAGGCGGUCCUACGUGUGCAGGGAUGCUGUUCUGUUUACCAGAUCCUUAUGGCUGCUCGUGUGCUGCAGGGUACCAAGGAAUCGAUUGCAAUGAAACUUGUGGGGAUAAUACUUACGGAGCAGACUGUGCACAGACAUGCCACUGCAAGGACGGGGUCGCAUGCAACAACACUACGGGCGAGUGUCCAGGGGACCAGGACUGCGCACCUGGAUUCACGGGCAUCAACUGUCAAGAAAAGUGUCUCCCAUCCAGAGAAAGCAGCUCAUCAUGCGACAAAACCUGCACUUCGCCUCCAGGAACGACACAAAAGCCACAGAAUGUGAGGUUGUCUUUCCAAAAUGACACGAGCAGCGUGAUUUUCCGAUGGAAUCAUGUUCUUUGUCCUGAAAGUAAUCAGAACAUCACAAACUACGCGUACAGGUUAUCCAGAAGAGACAAUAAUCGAGAGGAGCAAGUAGGCCGAGUACAAGGCACUUCGGUCACUCUGGUGAUAGGCAGCAUACCGGUGUCACCCUGCGCACACACGUUUAAAGUUGCUGCUGAAACUUCCAAAGGCAUCGGGCCAUACACCAAGAAAAUCCGGUUGAUGAAUGCAACUAAACUUCCACUUCCUGUCAGUGAACUCGCUGUGGCAGGUACCUCUAUUGAUAAGUUGUUUGUAUCAUGGAGAGCCAGAACAAGUCCGGAAAACCCUUGUGGACCAGAGGACUAUCUGGUGACGUAUGAACUCCUCCUUCGCGACCAAUUUCCGUUAGUUGCUCCGGAAUUCCACUCGAGUGAACCAGCCCCCGACAGCAUCAUGUUCAACUGGAACCCCAUCCCUUGUGGCAGUACACGUGGCAGCAUCACGUCGUAUGAAACACGUCUGACGCCAUCAGGAAGAUGGAUUGGCAGUAAGACUGUCACAACUGAGUCUGUGACUUUUGAUGGCUUGUCGCCGUGUUCUCUCUACACCCUAGGAGUGUGGCCUCGUACCAAAGCCGGAAGAGGUCCACCAAUGGUAGAGCAACAAAGUACAGACACUAUUGUUCCAGAUGUUGUUGGAGAAUUGUCUAUCACGGUCAUUCGUCAUGAGCAACUAAAUGUUAAUUGGAAAGCCUCGACAAACCGUGACACCUCUUGCCCUGCAACAGACUACCUUGUGACCUAUGAACUCAUCAACCUGGAGCAGUGUCAGGAGAUGCAGGGAAACGUCCAGACUAGAAACACGACUACGACUGCAAUCAUCCCAGACGCAGUCGAAGGACUAACAAUCACACCUCUUGGCCACGAUGGACUGGAAGUACAAUGGAGUGCCUCGUCAAAUACAAACAACAAUUGCCAUGCAACAGACUACCACGUGACCUACGAACUCAUCAACUUGGAGCAGUGCCAAGAGGCGCCGGAUCACGACGUUGUUGCGACGAAUGUGUCCAUGACUUACAGCACAAUAAAUGGACUUCAUGCGUACUCGUCGUACAAUGUGACGGUGACACCGCGGAACGAGGCUGGAUACGGCCAAAUGCUGUCUCAAACAGUUCAAACGGGAGAAAGGGAACCAACGGGAACUCCGAUACUCGGCGAGAGCUCUGCAUCUUCUGAUAACAUUACUUUCACCUGGUCCCAAGUUCUUUGUGGUGGCAGAGGAGGCGCUAUUACGGUGUACCAGUACAAGCUCACGAAGAGAGGCAGCAUGACUGCAAUAAGAAAAGAUAACACAACGGCGAUGUCCGUCACAUUUCGCGGUUUAUCACCUUGUACAUCGUAUGCAUUCAUAGUCCGCGCAUUCAAUAGUAAAGGGAAGGGACCUCGGACUAAUGAGCACCACCAGGAUGCAGUUAAAAUAGUUCCAGACCCUGUUGAAGGACUAACAAUCACACCUCUUGGCCAUGAUCGACUGGGCGUACAAUGGAAUGCCUCGUCAAAUACAAACAACAGUUGCAAUGCAACUGACUACCACGUGACCUAUGAACUCAUCAACUUGGAGCAGUGUCGAGAGACGUCAAGUCAUGAUGUGAGCACAAUGAAUGUGUCUGUGACCAACAUCGUGAUAAAUGGACUUCAUGCGUACUCGUCGUACAAUGUGACGGUGACACCGCGAAACGAGGCUGGGUACGGUCCGAUGCUGUAUCAAACAGUUCAAACUGGAGAAAAGAAACCAACGGAAACUCCAAUACUCGUCGAGAGUUCUGCAUCGUCUGACAACAUUACUUUCACCUGGUCCCAAGUUCCUUGUGGCGGUAGAGGAGGCGCUAUUACGAAGUACCAGUACAAGUUCAUGAAGAGAGCCAACACGACUGUAAUAGAAAAAGAAACCACAACUGCGAUGUCCGUCACAUUUCGCGGUUUAUCACCUUGUACAUCGUAUGCAUUCAUAGUUCGCGCGUUCAAUAAUAAAGGAAACCGCGCGGGACCUUGGACUGACGAGUACUACAAGGAUACAGUUGUAGUAGAUGAAAUCCAAUCCCUCAACCUGGAGCCCUCAACCAAUGAAAUCAAGGCCUCUUGGAUAACUGCUGGGAACGAGGACAACCCUUGCCCUGUGACCUCGUACCGCGUUAGUUACCAACUUCUCAACUUUGAGCAGUGCCAACCGCAGACCGAGCAUACCCAGAUACACACGACAGUAAAUGACACGAACGUCAACAUAACAUCAAUGCAUGCUUACUCCACGUACAGUGUGCAAGUCGUACCAGCGAAUAAUGCUGGCGCGAAAUACAUGAACAACAAGACAGUUACGACCGACGAGGGAGUGCCAUUGGCUGCUCCGGUACUCGACACAAUGCUCCUGUCCAAUCAGAGCGUUCGAGUGUCUUGGCAUCCCAUUCCAUGCGGCAAACGAGGCGGUAACAUCACAGGCUACACGUACGAGCUGCGUGACGCAUCUGGGUCCAUGGUAAAAACAGCCGACACCACGGCAGAGUCUGUUGAAGUCGAUGGUCUGUCACAGGGGGCGUCCUACUCCUUCAGGCUGCGGGCGUUCACGCGUGUAGGACCAGGACCCUGGAAGGAAGAUGAUUUUGAGAUUCCCAAAGACGAUGCUGCUCCGCCUACUCCGCCUACUCCGCCUGGGAGUAGUCCUGCGGGCUCAGUUUUGGGCGUGGUCGUCUUUAUCUUGGUAGCUUUGAUUGUUGCUCUCCUGAUAGCUAUCGUAGUCAAGAAACGACGAAAGCAGAGGACCAAGGCACUGAGCAAGGACAGCACUGGCGAUGGUGUCCAUGAUAUUUAUGGGAAAGGAGACCAAGGUGGAGUUGAGCUGAAGAAUCUGCCAUCUACCUCUGGUUACAAGCCAUACGCUACAAAGGGUCAUGAACCAGUGGUGUCAUCUACUAAUCCACCAAAGUCAACCGAUCAAGUAGCUGUUGAUGUGUUGCCAAAAGCGGGACCAUCCACUGAUUCAGCAUCAGCAUCUGGUCCAUCCACAUCCACUAAGGCUCCCGUGAAGCCCAAACCGUUCGUCAAUCCUUCCACCAAGCCCAAGCUGAAGGCUUCGGCAAAGGCAUCCCCGAGUUUUCCCCAAGCCGGCCCAGUUGCCAUGGCUCACCUGGCUGAAUACAUCAAGAGUAGAACAGCUGGGAAGGUCAACGGAUUCCAACAGGACUACGAAUCGAUUCCAGGUGAACCAAUCCACCCGUGGAAUGUGGCCAAACAGGAUCACAACAAGAAGAACAACAGAUACAAUAACAUCCUGGCCUAUGACCACUCUCGCGUGGUCUUGGAGUGUCUUGAGGAUAACCCACACUCAGACUACAUCAAUGCCUCCUACAUCAAUGGAUACAAGCAAGAUUACAAGUACAUUGCCAGUCAAGGUCCUACCAAGGCAUCAGUGAAGGACAUGUGGCGCAUGGUGUGGCAGGAGCGAGUGGGCAAGAUCGUCAUGCUGACGAACCUGAUCGAACAUGGCAAGGGGAAAUGCGAGCAGUACUGGCCCGAUGACAUUGCCGACUACGGAGAACUGUUUGUCCGUAAUGUUGAUGAAACAAAACAUGCCAAUUUCAUUGUGAGGACUUUUCACGUGUCGAAGAGCACUGAGCCUGAGGGUGAAUACCGUGAGUUAACCCAGUUCCACUACACCACCUGGCCAGACAUGAAACCACCAGAGUCAUCUCCGCUACUUCAGUUUGUCAGAACGGUCCGAGCAACAGACGCUUCACAACAUGGACCCAUCGUUGUCCAUUGCAGUGCUGGAGUUGGCCGCACAGGAACCUUCAUCACUUUGGACUCCAUGCUUGAGAUGGCGGAGGCAGAGGGCCAAGUCGAUGUCUUGAAGUUUGUACGCGAUAUGAGGAAUCAGCGCUUCCUUAUGGUCCAAACUCUGGAUCAAUACAAGUUCAUCUUCGAUGCUCUGUUGGAGUCAAGUCUGUCAGAGAACACGGCCAUCAGUGCUGAUCGCUUUCAUCAGAGCUUCGCUAAACUCAAGAAACGGGACAAGAAAGCAGGGACUACUGGCAUCGAGGCGCAGUUCCAGAUGUUGGAGUCGUUCACUGCCUCACCGAGCGAGGAGCAGUGUAUGGGAGGCAGGAGCGCCGCCAACGUUGACAAGAACAGAUUCAAAGACUGCAUUCCUAAAGACAGCACCCGACCGUAUCUGAUGACCAAAGGUGACGAAGGAAGUACCAAUUACAUCAACGCUACAUUCCUGGAUGGUUAUAACAGCAAGCAUGCCUACCUUGCCACCCAGGCACCUCUGCCUAACACACGGGGUGAUAUGUGGAGGAUGGUGUUCGACUACAAAGCAUCUUGCAUUGUCAUGCUCAAUUCUAUGGACAAUGACCCGAGCGUUGUCCAGUAUUGGCCAGAGAAGGACAGUUUGGAGUUUGGACCACUGACCGUUACACUGACGAAUGAGGACCGAUAUUGCGAGGACAUUAUCAUACGGCAGUUUGAUGUUAGCUAUCCCGCUAGGAAGAAUGACGAGGUUCAGAGCGUCUGUCAGAUCCAAUACCUGGGAUGGCCCCCUGGGAAAGAGGUCCCAAGAUCUCCGUCUAGUCUCCUCAAGGUGCUGGAGGCUGUUAAGAUGUGGACGACCGACCACCCUGAUGGACCCAUCGCUGUCCACUGCAUUGACGGUGUUGGAUGCAGCGGAACCUUCUGCGCCAUACUCACACUCCUGGACCAACUCGCAGUGGAGAAAGACGUAGACGUCUUCCAAGCCGUCAAGAAACUCCGCAUCACCCGGGCUGGGAUGGUCAACUCUCUGGCUCAGUACCAACUGUGCUACCAGGUGAUCCAAACCUACUUGGAUUCGGACUCAAUCUACGAGAACUAUUGAUGCACCAGUGUGGAACAAGUUAUUUAACAUCAUAAAUGUCAGAUUUGCAUGUCCAUUAAUUUGUAACUGAUACCUAAAGUUUUUGUAACGUCAGACAGGAUUUUUAAAAGGUAGGUUUCGCUUCUACCUCAGUAUGAAAUCUAGUUUCAAUUCUAGCUCAGCAAAUUUCUAUUCGUCUUGGGGGCCCAGGCUGCUAGCCUUUUUGUUCUUAUCUCGUUGACUGACUUUCUGACUGACUGACAAGACUGUUUGUGGUACGGAGCGCUGGGCAGUGUUAUCGUAUAGGAUUAUCCAGUAAUGUGCUAAAUCUGAGUCAUUGUGUAUAGACCAGGGCCCAAUUUCACGGCGCUGCUAAAAAUC